Molecule: messenger RNA, 1179 nt
Organism: Bipolaris victoriae FI3
Lineage: Eukaryota; Fungi; Ascomycota; Dothideomycetes; Pleosporales; Pleosporaceae
Exons: 2
Coding region: 1-1179 (392 amino acids)
Source: RefSeq, a predicted model, not a curated record
AUGCGACUGCUGCGGCUUGAUCCUGAUAAACGCAAGUGGAUCCUUGAGUGGUUCUCGGGGGGAGAAACUCCAGUCUAUGCGAUACUGCCCCAUACUUGGGGCUGCAGUGAUGAUGAGGUUCAAUUCGAGGAUAUUCAAGGUGGGCAGAAAGACUAUUGCGAUAAUAGCAAACCGGGAUACGAAAAACUGCGCUUUUGUCAAGAGAAGACUGUGACAGAUGGUCUAACAUACUUCUGGAUCGACACCUGCUGCAUCAACAAGUCAUCCAGCGCCGAACUACAGCGUUCACUGGCCUCUAUGUUCUACUGGUAUCGAAAUUCCGCCAGAUGCUACGUGUAUCUCUCUGAUGAAUAUGCGUUCUCGAAGAGCAGAUGGUUCAAACGUAGUUGGACGCUUCAAGAACUCAUCGCACCAACCUCGAUCUUCUUCUUUUCCAAGGAAAAGGCAUUCCUCGGCAAUAAGAAAACGCUAGGAUCUACGAUUAGCGUUGUGACUCAGGUUCCCAUUCGAGCUCUCCAGGGACUUGAGGUCUCUUACUUUACCGUAGAUGAGCGUUUGUCUUGGAGCCAGGGCCGCUCUGCAACUAUCCCAGAAGAUGCUGCUUAUUCUUUAAUGGGAAUCUUCGGCGUGGACCUGCUCGUGCUGUAUGCAGACGGUGACUAUGAUGAGAGGAAAGAUAUAGCGUUUAAAACCCUGAAAAAGGCGAUUGCGGAAAAGAAGAUUGAUGAAAAAGAACCACAUCAUGUCAUACGAAUUGGUGGCGCAUCUUGGAGUGACCUCGUGAGAUUGAGCGAGAAUGACUUGCAAGAAUUGGAUUCCGAUCUUCAAGAAUACCAGAAGUGGCUACUUGGAGAGUUGCCAAAUCAGAUCAAUAAAUUGACCGUCUGGAACUCAUUGCUUGGAGAACUUUCGGAGGCUGCGGGAGUAAAGAUGAAGGAAUUAUUGGAAAAGCAUGGCGUUGCUUACGAGGACCUAUCACACCUUCAACCCAACAUGCGACCUUAUGAUCAGGCGUGGGCCCGCUUUAGUGACGAGAAACUCCCAGUACAAACGCGAGUGCAAGCACUAGUGGAAAAUCGGUGGUUCUUCACAAGGAAGAAUGAGAACGUCUUCACAUGCAUCACUGCAGCUAGAACGCUCGAGGAUUUAAUGAUCUGGAGAAAGGUUUGGGGCAAAUAA